CCACGUGCAAACAGGAAUGACAAUGCAGUAUAUCUGAUCUUGUGAGUUUUCCUGUCACUGGAACAAUCCGAAGCGAUGUCGACCAUUGACGAGAGGCGUUGUGCAGCAGUGAUUGGAGCUUUGGUUGCAGAUGCAGCCGCGGAGCCCCUGCACUGGAUAUACAAUGAUGAGACACUGAAAGGCAUCAUUGAUGGAAAGGAGGAGAUUGAGUUUCUGACCCCUUCAUCAAACCCUUUCUAUGAGGUUGAAACUGGGGAGCAGAGUUGCUAUGGUGACCAAGAGUUGGUCAUUCUCAGGUCCCUUGUGACCAAUAAAGGGAUUAAUCUGGCAGCAAUGAAGAAAACCUUGUUUGAAGUGUUUGGGCCUGGGUCGGUGUAUGAAAAGGCUGUACAAGAAAAGGAAAAGACAGGGGCAAAGCGUCUGAAGGGACCGUACAGGAACGGAAGUGUGCGGGAAUUCCUCAAGAAAUACAGCGAGGGAAAAGCCAACACAGGUUCCGACAGUGACGACCAAAUGGACUGCGUGAUCAGAUCUAUUCCAGUGGUAGCUCUCUAUGCAGGGAAACCAGAUAUGUUGCAGAAGGUGGAGGAAGUCGUCAGAAUCUCCCAUAAUGCCCCAGUAGCUGUUGCCUGUUCUCUGUCAGCAGCAAGGUUGCUGGAAUACUAUAUCGUCCAUGGGAAGAGCCCUGAUGCUGUGGAGCAGACGUCAUCCAAGCUAUCUGACGACCAGGCGGGAAAACUACAAGAGGUCUUAAAGAAGAAAAACACACCCCACAAUGAAGUUGCCAAGGCUUUUGGCAGAGCUUGUUCGGUGCCAGGUGCAUGGCAGACGGCAAUCCAUGCCAUUAUCAAUGCCAGUGAUUUCACUGGACCAGUGAGGACCACCAGCAGAGCAGGGGGAGGUAACUGCUCCAGAUCAGGCUACAUCGGCGCCUGUAUGGCAGCACAGUAUGGUUUAGACAGCAUUCCUGAGUCGUGGAGGUCUCGAACAAAUCACUACACCGAAAUCAAGAACCUGGCUGAAGAGCUUAUCAAACUUAUGUAAUAUGUCCUUCAACACAUUUCCUGUCCAGCAAUUACCAUAGAGUCAUCAGAGAUAUUGCCUGUGGAUAGGAAUAGGAAAUCUUGUCCAAUCAAAUGCAGACCUCAGAUACUCUGUUGUCCAAUCUGCAUAUUCUAGAAACAACGUGGUCACACCAUUAAUUUAUAUUUGAGACAUUUUGCCUAAAAUCAGAUUUUUUAUUAGAACUUGUUCAAUUUGUAAGAAAACACCUACUGGGACCAACAGGCCCAUCCAUGAGCCAACAAAAUAAGUGAGGAUUAUGGGAUGAUGUUUACAUACAAUGGAUGGUUCUUGUAUGAAAUGUUGCCAUAGUUACAACUGACAGUAUUGAAGCUUUGUAUCCCUGCCAGUGUUACCAGAGUUACAGGUGACGGUAUUCAGCUUAUGUAUCCCAGUUAAAGACAAUGAGAUUAUUGGAGAAUAUAAUCUGAAUCUAUAUAAAACCUGAGUUUCAAUGAUCAACAUUUAUUUACCAUCCCCAGGACCAAUCUCAAAUCCUUCGGCCAGAGAUCAUUCUCAUUCUGUGCUCCUUCUCUCUGCGACAGUCUUCCUUUUGAUAUCAAAACCUCCCCCAUCUUUAGCUGUCUUCAAGUCCAAACUUAAAACCCAUCUCUUCUCCAAGUACUAUCCUUGAUACCUGCACUUUGAACAACCUCAACGGAAGGAAAAUAGCGCGAUAAAUGCACUUAUUAUUAUUAUUAUUAUUACAGGCAGUGAGGAAUUAGGGAUUAUUAUCCCAGACGAUGGUACCAGAAACAUGUAGUCUGUUAUUCGGAGUGUGUUGCUUGCUAUUUUACCCAUAGUGCUUUUGAAACAAACUUUAUGAACAUGAAUGCUUGCAAGAGACGUCUGAUCAUUGAAUCCAUUAUUGUAACAAUGAGACAAACAUUCUUCAGGGACAUAGCAGACAGUGGGUGAUUCAAUUACCGGUAUUGAAAACAAAUACUAUUAUGUUUUUGUUUGAGGAGAUCGCUUUUCAAUCGAAAUAUUGCUCAAGAAUUUAGUCUUCAUUAUCCUGCUCCCUUUCGAUUUUCAGUAUGACAAAAUGACAGUAAAUAUUCCAGACGAACAGCUUAUAGAGUUCAUAUCUAUGUCCUUAGUGCAAUAUUUAUCAUGCUAAUAUGAAUAUAUUUUAUUGUUCUUUGUUACACACUAUACUUUUCAGAAAUAAAAAAUUAAAAUAGA
Messenger RNA from Haliotis rubra (blacklip abalone), 2247 nucleotides. Its product is annotated as crystallin J1A-like. The coding region runs from base 76 to 1044 and encodes 322 amino acids. NCBI's taxonomy places the organism in Eukaryota, Metazoa, Mollusca, Gastropoda, Lepetellida, Haliotidae. The transcript has 8 exons. The record is from RefSeq and is a predicted model, not a curated record.